Molecule: messenger RNA, 5067 nt
Organism: Vidua chalybeata
Lineage: Eukaryota; Metazoa; Chordata; Aves; Passeriformes; Viduidae
Product: cystine/glutamate transporter-like
Exons: 13
Coding region: 2349-3770 (473 amino acids)
Biological process (GO): amino acid transmembrane transport
Cellular component (GO): membrane
Molecular function (GO): L-amino acid transmembrane transporter activity
Source: RefSeq, a predicted model, not a curated record
UUGUUCUAGGUCCCAGCUCCCAGCUGAGAAUGAUGCUGUUUCCCUCCUCUCCUUUUCCAGCUUGCUUGUUUAUCUCACUAGCUUUUCAUCAGAGUAAUAUCCACUCUGCCUCUGUGCUGAGCACAGUGGGUCCUGCUCUUGGCUGGGGCUUCUAGUCACCACUACAGACACGAUUCUCUCUUGACGCCUGUCUCCUCCCUCUCCAUCCACGCUCUGGUGCUUGAGAGAGCCUGCAAAGAGACGCUGUCUUCUGUGGCUUCAGGAUCCCAGAAAGAAAUGGGAGUCUGAUGGAUUGUAAAUGCACCUGCUUUGUUUAAAAUCCAGCCAAACAGAUAAGUGCACGUUUAAUUCUCUCAGAACAGUGUUUUAGACAUAGCUCUGCACAGCAUCUCUCUUCAGUUCAGUUUGUGAGGCUCUGUGUUUCACCCCUGCAAAUGAAUGCUGUGUGGGUCUCGCUUCAGCUGAGAAACACCAGACCAUAUUGGUAUUUCACGUUAAGGUAAUUAAUUGGUGUUUGAGGGAACUGCAGCUGAGGGGUUGGGAGGCUCCCAGGGAUCUAUCAGUGCUCUUCCAGAGCCACUGUCUCCAGCAGCCCUAUGAGGCUUUGGGACUCUGAGGAGCAGCUCUGUGGGACCAGACGAGGCUGAUGUGACCCAUCUGAGUCUUAAAGAGUCCUAUGGGACUCAUUAGAGGUUUAAUAACUAAAAUUGGCUGGUUUGAUUGAGAAGAUGCUUGUGCAGGCUUGGCGCAAUCUCAGAGAAACCAACUCAUGCUGCUGGCAGGAGAAAGGGCUUUCUGCAUGUGCUUUUCAUAUGUGUGCAGAGAAAGUGAUAACCCUGCUUCCUCCAACCAGCUUCCAGGUGGGAAAAGAGCUAGGGGUGGGGGAGAAAAGACCUUGGUUACACUGAAUUUACCCAGGGCAUGCAAGGAGUAUCGUGAGUGAGUGGUAACAAGAAAUGUCCCCUCAAAGUUAGGGGAACGUUUUUAUCUCUCUACCAAGAGAGCAAUUUCUGGCUGCUUAGGUCUGCUUCUAGAGGUGGCCACUGUCUCCUGGUGGACACACCAUUGCAAUUACUAAAUUAUUCAAGAAACCCAUAAAAUAGGGUCUCAUGUAAAGUGUAACUUUGCAAUAAUACACAGCCAUGGGGCUGGGGUGAAUAUUUAGCAUAAUGCAAUUUACUCUGUUAGAAUAAUGAAAAGAAAAGCACUGAAGCUGUGCGUGUGAGCAUUGUUGGGGAUGUCCAGCAAGAGGCUGGACAAGAGCCAAAUUAUCUACUCCAGACUUGCCUUGCCUGCUCUUCCAGGGAUAAUUACUAGUGUAAAACAUCUACCUUGCUAUUAAGGAAACUACAAAUAGGUUUGCUACAGCAAAUUAGGCUGUAGUAACUGACCUGAAUUCAUCUUACCUACCUAUGCAGAAGGUAAGUUUCUUGGUGAAGUUGCCAAUUUAGGGGUGAUAGAGAGAGACAGGGGAGACAAGGAAGGGAAGUGGGAGGUUGCUGCAGUUUGUGAGAACUAAAUCUGGAUCAACUUAUGAUCCCUGAAGUGUCUGAAGUUCCUUCUUUUCUGGAAAAACUUCACUGCUGCUGUUAUUACCAAAGAAUUUUUUGUAUUAAUAGAAGAAAUGGCACGUCUGUUAGUCAUGACUAAGCUCUGUCUUACAACUGUAAACAAUACUUAUUCCUGACGCUUCAGUACUUUGAAAGCAAAAAAGCUUGACUCUAUAUUAAGAAACACUGAUUAAAUGGAGCUCUAGUGAGAAAAUCAGGGCUAGUUCAUUCGGCAAGGGUGGAUAGGAAGCUUAAAAAGCUUAAAUCCUCUCUGUGUACCAACUAAUACAGAUUAAUGUUUUUCUCAUCUCAGAGAUUCUCAAGGUAUUAAUUGUUAGGCUUACAACUUUAAAUCCCUUUUUUGCCAGUGAGCUGCAAUCCAUGUAUCCCCCUAUUAGAACCCAUUAAAUUAACCCCAAGCUGGACAGUUCCAGUCUGGGCAAUCUGACAUUACUCAAAGUCAAAUAUGGGAAUCGUCCUGAGGUGUGGCUGGCAUGCAACAUGUAACACCCUGUGCUGCCUGGAAGAAGAAGCAGAAAACACUUGAAGUGUCUCUUGGGAGCUGUACUGAUGAGAGAGAUGAUACCAAGGGUGUUCUACUCACCUGUGGUUUGGCUGGUACUUCCUGCAGCUGGGGAGAACAGAUUCAACAGCUCUUGUCCAGUUCCUAAAAAAAAUUAUGUCCCGAAAAGAAGAUCCUUGAAUCCCUAACUCCUUGUCUUACAGGUGAGCCUUGAGGACACUUGGGAGACUGUAGCUCCUGAAUGUGGGACCUUCCCCUGUGAUUAGAAGAAAGCCAUGGGGAAAGACAAGAAAGAAGAGGCCAUCUUCCUGAGGAAAAAGAUAACUUUGCUGCGGGCUUUCUCGCUGCUCAUCGGCAGCAUGGUUGGCAGUGGCAUCUUCAUUUCCCCCAAAGGAGUACUGAAAAACUCCGGCAGCGUGGGAUUCUCCCUGCUCGUCUGGUUUUCCUGUGGGCUCCUCUCCGUGUUUGGUGCCUUGUGUUAUGCAGAGCUUGGAACAAGAAUCACCAAGUCUGGUGGACAUUAUAUCUACAUUUUGGAGACACUAGGGCCUCUGCCAAGCUUCUUAUUCCUGUGGGCAGAGUUUUUUGCGAUCAGGCCUGCCAACAGUGCUGUGAUUUCCCUGGCAUUUGGACGCUACAUGCUGGAGCCGUUUUUCUCCCCCUGUGCUGCCCCUGUCCCUGCGGUGAAGCUCGUGUCUCUCCUGGGCUACUACAUGGUCCUCACCCUCAAUUCCUGGAGCGUCACCUGGAGCGCACGGCUGCAGACGGCUCUCUCCGUUGUCAAACUCCUGGCUCUUGCACUCAUCAUCGUGCCAGGGAUGAUGCUGCUGGCCCAGGGCCAUACAGAGAACUUCCAAGAUGCUUUUGACAGACAGUCGCUGGUUCUGGAUAAACUCCCCCUGGCUUUCUAUGCAGGCAUGUUCGCAUACUCCGGCUGGUUUCAGACCAGCUUUGUGCGUGAAGAGUUGGUCAAACCUGAACGAAAUAUCCCCCUCGCUGUCAUCGUGUCUGUGAUCACGGUAAUUGUGGGAUAUAUGCUCACCAACGUCUCCUAUUACACAGUCCUGGGAAAAGAAGAUGUUCUGGCUUCUCCUGCUGUGGCUGUGAGCUUUGUGCAGCGAGCCUUCAAAAGCCUGAUCUCCGUGGUCCCUGUCCUUGUUGCACUGUCCUGCUUUGGAACCAUGAAUGGAGGAAUCUUCACAUUUUCAAGGACUCUGUUUGUGGCUUCCAGGGAAGGGCAGUGGCCUCCUCUCUUCUCCAUGAUCCACAUUCGAAGGCAUACCCCCCUUCCUGCUGUCAUGUUAAUGUUCCCUUUGGUCACUGCCAUGGUGUGCAUCGGGGACAUCUACCAUCUGCUGAACUUCUUCAGCUUUUCCCGAUGGCUCUUCAUAGGAUUAGCCACCCUUGGGCUCAUCGUCCAUCGCCACCGUCACCCAGAGCUGCACAGCCCCUUCAAGGUUCCCCUGUUUGUUCCUGUCUCUUUUACCAUCAUCUGCCUCUUCACAGUGGCAAUGUCUUUCUACUCAGACCCUGUGAACAUCAGCAUUGGAUGCACCAUAGUUUUGAGUGGUUUUCCAGUCUACUACCUCAUAAUUCACAGGCAGAUGUCAGACCGCUGCCGUAACCUGUUUUAUUAUCUUACACACAAACUACAGUUACUGCUGGAAGUUGUCCAACAAGAAAUCAAGACUUACUGAGAAAACCAUCAAAACUCACAGAAGACAAUAAAAAUCUACUUACACCAUUUUUGACACCUUUGAUCCUACCAAAAGCAGGCCAUGCUUUUAUUCUUUUUAGUCAAUGCAGCUGAGGAUGACUGAGCCAAAACCUUGUUGCAAGUGUUCCUAAGCAUGCCAAGUGGGAUCUGUUCCUGCCCUUUUAUUUUUUUCACAAGAGCAAACUAGUUCUCUGAAAUGAGCUUGCGUUGCCUGCAGAGUGUCUUUGAAACCAAGAUCCUAAUUUUGCAGCCUAGCCCAGUCCUGAGAAAAAAUGUGUGUUUGUACAGAGACAGUAUUUUGUUUUGCUGGCUUGGCAAAUAGAGGAAGUGGGCAUGUUGCAAAACUAUCCAAUACAUGGAAGCCAAAUGGAAGUUUCAAACAGAAACGCUUUAGCAGCCUUGUUGGACAAGGGGAAGGGUUGGGGAGAGCUAAUUAGGGAUAAGGCAGAUGAAUUGGAAAGGGGAAUGAAGGACGAUAAAAUUUUAUCCACCAGAAAGUGCAGAUUGAGCUAAUGAGAAGAUAUUUGAAAUUCAAGUAUUAACAAAGUCAAGUCAGAAUGUUUUGCUUUGAUUUUUGUAUAAGCAGAAUGAGUUUUUUAGCUUUGAAAUAAUCUUUCAACUUUUAAUUUUACUUUUCUGAAAUUACAUUUUUAAAUGUACAAAUGCAUUUUUAAAACAAUCAGUUAAAUGUCAACUAGAAUAUGACAGGAGAGAUCCUGGUCCCUCCCCCAGCUUCCCAGACCCACUCCUCACCAGUGAAAUUGCAAACUCAGAAUUUGGCCUAGCUCCAGUGAAAUACAAUUCCUCCUUUAAUUAGACAGGACCACUGAUGAGACUUGGGCAGAUUCCUGAAUAAAUGCAUCUUCUGGUGUUGUAAGAAGACAUGAGCGACUUCACAUCCAAGCUUUAACUUGCCAAUUGCACAUGACUUGCUGAUUUAAUCCAUAAACACUCAUUGGAAGGAUGGCACAAGAAAGGUUUCCAUUAUUGGAUUACUUUGGUUUACAUUAUUAAUGUAGCAAUGUUAUGUCCAGAUAAUACAGCAAUUAGCGAUUUACAAUCACGUAAUUGUUAAUAGGUUCCUAAAAGAUGGGGAGUAGCAUGCUGAGACUCCUCUAAUGACUGCUGGAAAGAGGAACAGCAGAAUGUGGAGCAUUUUUUAAUCCUUUGUAUCCAACAUUUAUGUACUUAAAAUAAAAACAAAGUACCAUUUACAAAUCCAAUGUAAUAUACUGAAACAUGUAAAAUUUUGGAACUAAAGUUGGGUUAUUUUCAAA